AUGCGCAGCCGAGGGGAUGCGCGCAGCUCGCGGGCCCUGCCAGUGAGCUGGCGCCCGGCGACCUGGCACCCGCGCCUGGAUAUGGGGCGUCUAAGUCGUUCCAGGAGCAGCACCAGCCACAGAAACCUACUGCAUCUGCUUCUGUUUUUCCUCUUCGUGGGACCCUUCAACUGCCUGGCGAGUUACAGCCGGGCCACGGAGCUUCUGUACAGCCUGAACGAGGGACUGCCGGCGGGGGUGCUCAUCGGCAGCCUGGCCGAGGACCUGCGGCUGGUGCACGGAGCAGGGAGGCAGGACCCGCAGUCGCAGCCCCCGGAGCACAGCGGCGCGGAGCGGAACCCUCUUCUCUCCUUCAGCCUGGCCUCCCAGGGACUGAGUGACCAGUACGUGACCCUAGACAACCGCUCCGGGGAGCUGCACACUUCUGCCCAGGAGAUCGACAGGGAGGCCCUGUGUCUUGAAGGAGGUGGAGGGGCUGCCUGGGGGGGUAGCAUUUCCAUCUCCUCUUCGCCUUCCGUUGACUCUUGUCUUUUGCUUCUGGAUGUACUGGUCCUGCCUCAGGAAUACUUUAGGUUUGUGAAGGUGAAAAUCGCUAUCCGGGACAUCAAUGACAAUGCCCCACAGUUCCCUGUUUCCGAAAUAUCGGUAUGGGUCCCAGAAAAUACACCUGUAAGCACCCGGCUGGCCAUAGAGCAUCCUGCCAUGGACCGAGAUAUAGGCACUAACGGAGUUCAGACCUACCGCUUGCUGGACUACCAUCGUAUGUUCACCUUGGACGUGGAGGAGAAUGAGAAUGGGGAGCGAACCCCCUACCUAAUUGUCAUGGGGCUGUUGGACAGGGAGACCCAGGACCAGUAUGUGAGCAUCAUCAUAGCUGAGGAUGGUGGGUCUCCACCACUGUUGGGCAGUGCCACCCUCACCAUUGGCAUAAGUGACAUUAAUGACAAUUGCCCUCUCUUCACAGACUCACAAGUCAAUGUCACUGUGUAUGGGAAUGCUACAGUGGGCACACCGAUUGCAGCUGUCCAGGCUGUGGACAUAGACUUGGGAAACAAUGCUCAGAUCACCUACUCUUACAGCCAGAAAGUUCCACAAGCAUCCAAGGAUUUAUUCCAUCUGGAUGAAAAUACUGGAGUCAUUAAACUUUUCAGUAAGAUUGGGGGAAGUGUUCUGCAAACGCACAAGCUCACCAUUCUUGCUAAUGGGCCGGGCUGCAUCCCUGCUGUGAUAACUGCCCUGGUGACCAUUAUCAAAGUCAUUUUCAGACCACCUGAAAUUGUCCCUCGUUAUAUAGCGAAUGAGAUAGAUGGUAUUGUUUACCUGAAAGAACUGGAACCUGUUAACACUCCAAUUGCCUUUUUCACCAUAAGAGAUCCAGAAGGUAAAUACAAGGUGAACUGCUACUUGGAUGGUGAAGGACCAUUUAGGUUAUCACCCUACAAACCAUACAGUAAUGAAUAUCUGCUAGAAACCACAAAACCUAUGGAUUAUGAGCUACAGCAGUUCUAUGAAAUAGCUGUGGUAGCCUGGAACUCUGAGGGAUUUCAUGUCAAAAAAAUGAUUAAAGUGCAACUUUUAGAUGACAAUGAUAAUGCUCCUAUUUUCCUUCAACCCUUGGUGGAAGUAACCAUUGAAGAAAACAACUCACCCAAUGCCUUUUUGACUAAGCUAGAUGCUACAGAUGCUGACAGUGGAGAGAGGGGACAAGUUUCAUAUUUUCUGGGACCUGAUGCUCCAUCACACUUUUCCUUAGAUAGUGUCACAGGGGUUCUGACAGUUUCUACUCAGCUGGAUCGAGAAGAGAAAGAAAAGUACAAGUACACAGUCAGAGCUGUUGACUCUGGGAAGCCACCCAAAGAAUCAGUAGCCACCGUGGCUAUCACAGUGUUGGAUAAAAAUGACAACAGUCCUAGGUUCAUCAACAAGGACUUCAGCUUCUUUGUGCCAGAAAACUUUCCAGGAUAUGGUGAAAUUGGAAUAAUUAGUGUAACAGAUGCUGAUGCUGGGCAAAAUGGAUGGGUUGCCCUCUCCGUGGUGAACCAGAGUGAUAUUUUUGUCAUAGACACAGGAAAGGGCAUGCUGAGAGCCAAAGUCUCUUUGGACAGAGAGCAGCAAAGCUCCUAUACUUUGUGGGUUGAAGCUGUUGAUGGAGGUGAGCCUCCCCUCUCCUCUACCACAAAAAUCACAAUUCUCCUUCUAGAUAUCAACGACAACCCACCUCUUGUUUUAUUUCCUCAAUCUAACAUGUCUUACCUGUUAGUAUUACCUUCUACUCUCCCUGGCUCCCCAGUUACAGAGGUCUAUGCAGUUGACAAAGACACAGGCAUGAAUGCUGUCAUAGCUUACAGCAUCAUAGGGAGAAGAGGUCCUAGGCCUGAGUCAUUUAGGAUUGACUCUAAAACUGGCAACAUUACUUUGGAGGAGGCAUUGCUGCAGACAGAUUAUGGGCUCCAUCGUUUACUGGUGAAAGUGAGUGAUCAUGGUUAUCCCGAACCUCUCCAUUCCACGGUCAUGGUGAACCUAUUUGUCAAUGACACUGUCAGUAAUGAAAGCUACAUUGAGAGUCUUUUAAGAAAGGAACCAGAAAUUAACAUAGAGGAGAAAGAACCACAGUUCUCAAUAGAACCGACUCAUAGGAAAGUUGAGCCUGUGUCUUGUAUGCCCACCUUAGUAGCGCUGUCUGUAAUAAGCUUGGGUUCUAUCACUCUCGUAACAGGGAUGGGCAUAUACAUCUGUCUGAGAGGGAAAAGGCAUCACAGGGAGGAUGAAAAUUUGGAAGUACAAAUUCCAUUAAAAGGAAAAAUUGACUUGCAUAUGAGAGAGAGGAAACCAAUGGAUAUUUCUAAUAUUUGA
Molecule: messenger RNA, 2853 nt
Organism: Mesoplodon densirostris (Blainville's beaked whale)
Lineage: Eukaryota; Metazoa; Chordata; Mammalia; Artiodactyla; Ziphiidae
Gene: PCDH20
Product: protocadherin 20
Exons: 2
Coding region: 1-2853 (950 amino acids)
Biological process (GO): homophilic cell-cell adhesion
Cellular component (GO): plasma membrane
Molecular function (GO): calcium ion binding
Source: RefSeq, a predicted model, not a curated record